AUGACGGAGACCCCCAUCCCCCGCUCGUCCCAGGACAUCACCCCCGCGGACAGCGUGAUCGAGGCCAGCCACCUGCAGCAGCGACGCAACUCCUACAGAGGGCUCGAGUCUGAGGACGGCAUGUCGACUCUGGGAGGCCGCAGCGGGAUGAGGCCUAAAAUGAUGAUGCCGUUUGAUGCCCAGCCGCCUCAGCCGGUCAUCUCAGCUCACCCCAUCCACUCCCUGGACUCGCUCCAGCCUCAGCACUACCACAGCCUGGCCUCGCCCACGCGCACCUACCUGUACCACCCCCAGGCCAGUGGAGGGCGCUACCACCCCUGUGCCUCCCCCAUCGCUCACCUGUCCCGGGGCGAGUCUAUAGAGUCGGUGAGGAACACGCCGUGCUCGGACGCCCCUCCCCCGGCCUCCUCGCAGCUCUCCUCGCAGCUCUCCUCGCAGCUCUCCUCGCAGCUCUCCUCGCAGCUCUCCUGUCCCUCGGAGAUCACGGUGGACCCGGAGGGGAGCUACCACGGCAGCACCACGGAGGAGGAGGGCAGCUAUAGCGGCAGCCUGGCCCCUCUGCGCCCGGUGCACGCACACGCACACCCGCUGAAGAGCUUCGCAGUCCCCGCCAUCCCCCCGGGAGCCCACCCCUCCUACGAGAACCCCGCCCUGCCCUGCACGCCCCUGCUCACACAGAGCGGCGCUCCCAGCCACCCCCACGUGGUGAAGACGGCCUCCAUCGGGACCCUGGGCCGGACGCGGACCCCGAUGAUCGUGACGGUGCCCAACGCCCCGGACGUCCCGGAGACCAGCCGGAUGUUGGAGGACGUGGACAGUGUCCAGGUAUCACAGGUACAGGACAUCAGCUGCAGUCUUUGCCUCAGCAUCAGCCCCUCCCCCUGCCCUCCUAACCUGACUGACCUGGGCUUGCUCUCCCCCCUCUCCCCCUCUCCCCCCUCUUCCCCCCUGGCUCUCCUGCAGGUCCUGGCCUCCCUGACGCCCUCCUCCGCCUCGCGCAGUAACGCCCCCCCUCCUGUGCCUCUCCCGCAGAGCUACGAACCCGACGAGCUGACGGAGGAGAUGGCCCACCUGGAGGGCCUCAUGAAAGACCUGAACGCAAUCACCACCGCGCCCUAG
Messenger RNA from Knipowitschia caucasica, 1119 nucleotides. The record is from the annotation of a GenBank genome assembly. NCBI's taxonomy places the organism in Eukaryota, Metazoa, Chordata, Actinopteri, Gobiiformes, Gobiidae.